UUUAAGUUCUCUAUAAAUUGAUCGACACGAGGACUUUUUUGUCAGAAGGAGGGGGGCACAUAAAUAGAAGUGAAUGUUUCUGGCCUCAUGCAAAAAGCAUUUGUCACUUAUCCAGUUCUGUUGUUAUUGUUUUAUGACGUAUUUAAUUUUUACAUAAUUUCAGGUAGACGUAUUUCGAUAUUAAAAAUUGUCUAAGGAACAUCAAUGACGUCACAGAUUUUAUUUUCAAUUUUGACGGUGAUUUUAACCGUGACUUAUGCUCAAAUGUAUGGAAGUUAUAAUCCCCGACCAAAAAUUGGAUCUUGUGCUCCACCAUUGGCGGUUAAUGUUUGUUCAAGAAGUUGCUAUUGGGACAAUCAAUGUUUAGGAAUUGAAAAAUGUUGUCCCACAAGUUGUGGAGGAUCUGUUUGUUCUAGACCGGUGACAACAAGAAAUCCAUCAACAAUUGGUACAAUAAAAUCAGGUGUUUGUCCAACUUCAUCAAACGAGCGUUGGAUAUGUUCAUCAACGUGCAUUGAUGAUAGCGAUUGUCCAGAAAAUAAGAAAUGUUGUAAAACUCGUUGCGGUGGUAAUAUUUGUAAAAAACCACAAAUAACAGAAGAGGAAAAAAUUCAUACGAAUGACAUCGAUGUUUAUUCAAAUAGCAUACCAUUUGACAAUAAUAACAAUAAUAACAAUAAUAAUUUUGACAUUGCAUUUCGCGCCAAUCGAAAUAAUCCAUUUUUAUUUGGUCGAUCUCGUUAAAUAAAUUUUUUUUUUCUAUUUCAAAAUUUGUAAAGAAAUGUUUCACAAGUUUAAUUUUAAUAAUGUUUCAUCAUAUAUUUUUCUUUUUCAUUUUGUUGCUUCUGACAAUAGCAAUAAUUAAUAAUUUUCAAAUAUUUUUGAAAUUCAAUUUUCAUUUUCACUUACAUUAUAAUAUUAAUUAAUAUAGUGAUUUGUAAUUAUAUUAUGGAUAUGUGAUUAAUAACUUUAUAAUUUUUAUUUAUUUUUAUUUAAUUAGUUUUAAUUUAAGACUGAGAUGUUAUGUCAUAUUGUUAAUUAAAAAAAAUU
Leptopilina boulardi is the source of this 1050-nucleotide messenger RNA. RefSeq names its product waprin-Phi1-like. The coding region runs from base 205 to 744 and encodes 179 amino acids. Gene Ontology annotation, biological process: innate immune response; antibacterial humoral response. Gene Ontology annotation, cellular component: extracellular region. Gene Ontology annotation, molecular function: peptidase inhibitor activity. The transcript has 3 exons. Lineage: Eukaryota; Metazoa; Arthropoda; Insecta; Hymenoptera; Figitidae. The record is from RefSeq and is a predicted model, not a curated record.